Hipposideros armiger (great roundleaf bat) is the source of this 376-nucleotide messenger RNA. Its product is annotated as uricase-like. Bases 77 to 361 code for a protein of 94 amino acids. The transcript has 2 exons. Gene Ontology annotation, cellular component: peroxisome. Lineage: Eukaryota; Metazoa; Chordata; Mammalia; Chiroptera; Hipposideridae. The record is from RefSeq and is a predicted model, not a curated record. Gene Ontology annotation, biological process: purine nucleobase catabolic process; urate catabolic process. Gene Ontology annotation, molecular function: urate oxidase activity.
GUUACAAACAUCUCUUUUGCCCAAACUAUUUUUUCUCAUUCUUGAAACUGAGUCUGAAGUUAAAGGCCAAGAGAAAAUGGCCCGUUACUAUAACAGCUAUAAAAAGAAUGAUGAAGUGGAGUUUGUCCGAACUGCCUAUGGGAAGGAUAUGGUAAAAGUUCUCCGUAUUCAGCGAGAUGGAAAGUAUCACAGCAUUAAAGAGGUGGCAACUUCAGUGGAACUUACUCUGAGCUCCAAAAAAGAUUAUCUGUAUGGAGAUAAUUCAGAUAUCAUCCCUACAGACACCAUGAAGAACACAGUUUAUGCCUUGGCAAAGUUGAAAGGAGUAUGUUUUUUGUUGUUGUUUUGUUUUGUUUUUUAAACUCAGCUCUUUAUU